Molecule: messenger RNA, 1473 nt
Organism: Hirsutella rhossiliensis
Lineage: Eukaryota; Fungi; Ascomycota; Sordariomycetes; Hypocreales; Ophiocordycipitaceae
Product: ras family domain-containing protein
Exons: 8
Coding region: 1-1473 (490 amino acids)
Biological process (GO): inositol phosphoceramide metabolic process
Molecular function (GO): GTPase activity; GTP binding; inositol phosphoceramide synthase regulator activity
Source: RefSeq, a predicted model, not a curated record
AUGGCGCAGGCCGGUGGAUCCUACAACAACCCCUUGAAGAAAUUCAAGCUGGUUUUCUUGGGAGAGCAGAGUGUCGGAAAGACGUCUCUGAUCACGAGAUUCAUGUACGAUUCGUUCGAUAACAUGUACCAAGCGACCAUUGGGAUCGACUUCCUGUCAAAGACCAUGUACCUCGAGGACAGGACGGUCCGGUUACAACUCUGGGACACGGCAGGCCAGGAGAGGUUCCGAAGUCUGAUUCCCUCAUAUAUCCGCGACUCGAGUGUGGCGGUUGUUGUCUACGACAUCUCCAAUGCAAAGUCCUUCCAAAACACCAAGAAAUGGAUUGACGACGUUCGGGCUGAGCGAGGACACGACGUAAUCAUCGUGCUGGUGGGAAACAAGACCGACUUGAACGACAAGCGUGAGGUGACCACCCAACAGGGUGAGGAUGAAGCCAAGAAGAACAACUUGAUGUUUAUGGAAACCAGUGCCAAGCUUGGCCAUAACGUGAAGAACCUCUUCAAGCGGAUAGCGCAGGCAUUGCCGGGCAUGGAGGGUACCGAUGCGGCCGCGCAAGCAUCCAGUCAAAUGAUCGACGUCAAGACAACGGAGACGGAGAGCCCGCUGCUGUUGUUCUCCCCCAUCACCAACCUACCGCUGUGCAUCACGCUGAAAGCUGCCCAGACGACCUCCAUAUUUGCGCAGAACGUUACGCUCAACAUGUCCAAGUUUACGAGGCUGUAUUUGCGCCCCCCCCGCCCUCAGAGUCUCUUUGGCCUCGUCAGUCUCCAGACGGGGACAGAGCUCAUCACCAUGGCCAUCGUCUUCAAUAAGGUCACAGGCGUAUACGGCCUAUUGGCAAUCCUCACUGGCUAUCAGCUGUCGCUCCUGCAACUCUCGACAUACCUGUACUCGAUCGCCGUGCUUGCCGCCCUCGUCUAUCUGAUCCCUCACAUUCGGCGACAAAGCCCAUUUGAAUGCCUGGCGCUGGCAUGGGUGUACGUUUUCGACACGGCCAUCAACGCCCUCUACACGGCUGCGUUUGGGGUCGAGGUGUACCUGGCCAGCACUGCAUCCGAUGGGACCGACUCGGCCUCGUCGGUGUCGGUUUCCGGUGUUUUUGCGGAGGGCUUUCAGCGGGAGACCGAGGUUCACGGCAAGGUUGUGCCUCAAGAGACGGCGGCAAGCAUGGUCUUGAUCGUCGGACUGACGCUGAUCCGGGUGUAUCUGAGCGUCGUCGUCAUGGCGUAUGCGCGGCAAGUGCUCCAAAAACACAUGCAGCUGCUCGCGGCCGAGGGUACUGGGAUGGAUGAGCAGGCAGGCCCUUUUGCCGUGCAUCUCCCCGACGGCGAUGGGCGAAGGGGUUGGAUGGGCAGGCUGAUGGUGUCGCCGGGCAGAGGGUACUGGCUUACCAUUGACGAGACAGAAGAGUGGUCGAGGGGUCAGCAUGGCAAGCCGAGCGCUGGAGGGAUGCUGGCGGGAGAGGUUUGA